Molecule: messenger RNA, 2065 nt
Organism: Durio zibethinus
Lineage: Eukaryota; Viridiplantae; Streptophyta; Magnoliopsida; Malvales; Malvaceae
Source: RefSeq, a predicted model, not a curated record
CUUUCCUAAAAACAAAAAUCAAAGGCAACAAUCAAUAAUUCUAUCUUUAGCUCUUCAUUUUUCCCGUCAAAAUAUUUCUGCAAUUUUUUCUUCAGGUUUGGUACAACAAAUUCCAAUCUUCUUAUCCAAAAUUCAGUUCAAUUUCGUUGUUAAUUUACCAGAAAUUAGUGUAAAUGAGAAACGGUAAGGGUGGAACGAUGGUUAUGGAGCAAACCAACCUCCAAAACCAACCAAAGCUGCGCACUCUCUUCAAACAAUCUGAACCUUCUUUGUCUUCUAUAAGCAACAACGUCGACGAGGGUGUCGAAGAUGAGUUCCCUAAUCGUAAAAGCAGUUCCUCUUUGGGAAGCCCGAGGUAUUCCAGCAGCACGACAGCAAGCAGUGAGGGUUCUCCUUACAUCAUGUCACCAUGGAACCAGGCUUCUCCUUUCAACAAAUCUCCAUGGAUUACGCCAUCUCCACUCGAAACUGAUUUUGGCCAAAACGGGCUUAUUUGGUCCAUUGUACGAGAAGAAGGUAAUAUUUAUUCGUUAGCUGCUUCUGGAGAUUUGUUAUAUACGGGUUCUGAUAGCAAGAACAUCCGGGUUUGGAAGAACUUGAAGGAGUUUUCAGGUUUUAAAGCUAAAAGUGGCUUGGUCAAAGCCAUUAUUAUAUUGGGCGAUAUGAUAUUUACUGGUCACCAAGACGGUAAAAUCCGUGUCUGGAAGGUUUCAUCAACAAACCCUAAAGUUCACAAAAGAUUCGGUAGUUUGCCAUCUCUCAGGGAUUUAAUUAAACGCUCUGUUAAACCUAAGAACUACGUUGAAGUUCGGAGAAACCAUAACGUUCUUCGAAUCAAGCACUUUGACGCGGUUUCGUGCCUGAGCUUGAAUGAAGAAGUUGGGUUGUUAUAUUCAGGGUCUUGGGAUAGAACCAUGAAAGUUUGGCGACUAGCGAACUCGAAGUGCUUGGAAUCCAUUGAUGCUCAUGAUGACGCAAUAAACUCUGUCGUGGCUGGAUUUGAUAGCUUGGUGUUUACGGGUUCGGCAGAUGGGACAGUCAAGGUUUGGAAGAGGGAGUUGCAGGGGAAAGGAACAAAACAUUUCCUGGUUCAAUUGUUGUUGAAGCAAGAAACUGCCGUGACAUCUUUGGCUGUGAACCAUGAAUCAGCUGUGCUGUACUGUGGCUCGUCUGAUGGGCUUGUCAACUUCUGGGAACGUGAAAAGCACCUUUCACAUGGAGGAGUCCUAAGGGGCCAUAAAAUGGCUGUGCUCUGCUUGACCACAGCAGGGAAUUUGGUGUUUAGCGGGUCGGCUGAUAAGAGCAUAUGCCUGUGGAGACGACAAGAAGGUGGAAUUCACACCUGCCUUUCUGUCUUAACAGGUCACACCGGCCCCGUAAAAUGCCUAACUGUCGAAGAAGAUCAUCAUACAUCAACCAAUGCUGAUCGGAAAUGGAUUGUUUAUAGUGGUAGCCUGGACAAGUCCGUCAAGGUGUGGCGCGUGUCUGAGCACGUGCCACACUUGAAGGAGAUUAAGCAGGGAUUACCUUAAGAGCUGUCGAAGUUAGGAACAUAGCACGCGUAGUCACGGCAUAUUGGAAAGUUGCAUGGCGCUGGCCGCGGGGAUUUGUUGUUCAGUGGUCCGACCCAUUUCUGAUAGGUUCAUGGACCACCCUGAUCCGAUCGACCCUUACCCUUGAAGGCACUUUUUAGGGGGUGUGACGGCGCCACGUGUAUAAAUUGAAUGAUUGCAGCCAAUGCUAGAAUGCCACCUCAGAGAAAAGUAAAAAGGGUAUUUCAUAAAGAAUACAUAAUUAAUAGCUUUAAUUCGUUUGUUGUCUUUUAUAUAUUUAAUGUAAUGUAUGAAAAGCACAUAUUUAGCCUCCAAGAAACGUCUUUUAAGAGGGUUGGGAGGCGCCUCCUGUUGAAAAGUACAGUUUCGGUAUGUUAUAUUUAUGGCACAAGGUCGACAAAUUUGUUUGAUUUGGUAAAUGACUUUUUGCUUUUUCUUUUUUUUUUUCCAAAUUUUAAUGUGGCCGGCCACCACUUGGCUUGGAUAGGGAUGUUGCAUGAAUGUAACUAGAU